AUGAAUGCAUUACCAAUUUUAGAUAUCAAUGAAUAUUUUUCUAAAUAUGUUAACAAUAUAAAUGUUGAGCCAUUACCAAUUUCAGAUGUUAAUAAAUAUUUCUUGGUCGAUAAAUAUUACUCUGAAAAUGCUAAUAAUAUGAAUGAUGAACCAUCACCAAUUUUAGAUUUCAAUAAAUAUUUUUCGUUUGAUGAAUUUUCUAAAUAUAAUAAUGAUAUAAAUGCCUUCAAUGAUACAACAAAUGUUUUGAAAGAUAAAAAAACAAACCAUUCUGAAUCUGAUGUUGUUGAAUUUGAGCCUAUAAGUGAUGCAGAAGAAAGUACUAGAAUGAAUAAGAAGAAGUGUGAAAUUUGUGGUUUGAGAGGUCACAAUGCAUGUACCUGUUCUACAGAAUCUGAUGCUGAGUUAGAAUCUGAUAAUGAUAUCAAAGAAAUUAGUAAAAAUAAGCAAAAAUGUGAAGUAUAUGGUUUAGAAAGACAUAAUACAUAA
Dentiscutata heterogama is the source of this 489-nucleotide messenger RNA. The record is from the annotation of a GenBank genome assembly. Lineage: Eukaryota; Fungi; Glomeromycota; Glomeromycetes; Diversisporales; Gigasporaceae.